This is a messenger RNA of Adineta ricciae, 456 nucleotides long. The record is from the annotation of a GenBank genome assembly. Lineage: Eukaryota; Metazoa; Rotifera; Eurotatoria; Adinetida; Adinetidae.
AUGAAAGUUGUUAUUCUACUCAUUUGUUGUGUCACUCUUACUAUGGCGAACAAUUCUACACAAGCAAGUUUAUAUGUGAGUUUCAUCACACCUAAGAUUGUUCCAUUUUUACUCGGCACAUUUCGUUUUGAUACAUUAGAAACUGUUGACUUUCCACUGGAUGUUAUAUUUCCCUCAACAGCGCGUCGAGUUGAUGUGAUAGUUUUCAUGCGAAGUGGAAUGAAUUCUUACGAAGCUUCUGUUAAUCUUUGGUUAUGGACAGAAUGUCCUGAAAAGGGCACGUCUGAUACAAAAUUCAAGCGUGGUCAUCGAUACAAUCAGGUUGCUUAUGCAUUCGAUUCUGAAUUACUCGAGUUUUCAUAUUGUUCAUCGAAACCAACACUACAUAUCACUACAGACAAUUAUGCAAAUAAUGUUCUCGUCGAAUUGUAUGCUGCAGGUUAUUCUCAUGUUUAA